This is a messenger RNA of Poecilia reticulata (guppy), 1721 nucleotides long. RefSeq lists its product as uncharacterized. The record is from RefSeq and is a predicted model, not a curated record. Gene Ontology annotation, biological process: negative regulation of T cell proliferation; positive regulation of T cell proliferation; cellular response to lipopolysaccharide. Lineage: Eukaryota; Metazoa; Chordata; Actinopteri; Cyprinodontiformes; Poeciliidae. Gene Ontology annotation, cellular component: external side of plasma membrane.
GUCUGCAAAGUGGUUGAUGCUUGGCUCAGUUUAGCACGUCCUCUUGAGCUGUGGUACCUUUAGUGAGGCUGAGUUACUCCUAGCAAAAAACUGCUGAAUUAUGAAGAGCGCCACGGCAACAAGACCCUCUCGUGCUGCUUGGACUCGUCUUGGUUUUGUCCGGGUUUCUAUUUUCUGGUUCACCUUAGCGGUCAGCAUUUCUGUGAGUCAGUGUAGGCAGCUGGACACCGAACCAAAGGUGUCUAGGACCUGUGGUGAAAAUGUGACCCUGACUUGCAAUGCCAGCGUAGCAAUGCUGAAGGAUUCAAAGAUAGUCAAAUUUGACUGGCAACACAAAAAUACAACACUGUGCCAGUACACGAACAAUACAUCUACCGACAAGAUUCAGUGCAACUUCACAAACACAACGUCUCAACUCACUCUCUCUCUGACCAUCAUCGACAUCACCCCGUCCGAUGAAGGAGUCUACCACUGCAAACUACACUCAGUAGGUGGAAGCGCGAAUGGGCAGAGCCAUCUGAGAGUUGGAGACUGCUUUAGAAAGCCUGGCAAGGAUAUUCCCUCUGAUAAAUGCUCCUUUGAAGAAGUUUACCCUAUUGCUGACAUCCACUGGUUCCAGGGAGACGUAAAUCUUACAGGUGGCACCGAAACAAAACAAAACGUGGACGACAAAGGAUAUUUCACUGUCGAGAGUACAGCUCCCACAGAGAAAGGGAACCAGAGGCAGCCUUAUAACUGCUCACUGUGGAUGCCUUCUCUCAACAAGUACAUCUCCAGUCGCAUGGUUUCAUCAGGGAGCACAACCCAACAACUCCAACUCCACAACCCAACAAAUCCCCAUCAUAAUGCAGAACUCCAGUGGAUCUGCAUUAUGAUGGGAAUCUUGAUGAAGAUUAUUAUCAUGUAAAAAUGCAGGCCCUUUGACUAUUUCGUUUGGGAUUUUUGUUCAUUUUUAUGUUCAGGUGUGAAUAGAGGGGGCAAACAGCUUCUUAUUUGAUUUAUUAAUUUGUUUUCUGGAAGCAAAGUAGAAAUCCCAUGUAAAAAGAAAGAAUGAUGUAGUUUUGACUGGCUCAAAAUCUGAAGUAGAUACACUUCAAACUUAACAGACUUUUAUUUGUAACAUGGCUUUCCACUGGGUGGCGCUACUGCUUUAUUGUUCUGUACUAUAAACAAGAUGCGAGAAUUAUUACUUUUAGAUAGUUUUCAGUUUUUUGGGGUGGUAUUUUAUAUACCAUGUGUGAAAAAAAUAUUUCCAAACACCGUACACUGAUGUGAGAAAGUAUUUACUCCCCUCUCUUUGUUAAUCCAAGAGGCUUCACCUCAUCCGUUCAAAGUAAAUUGAAAGACAAAAGAAAAAAAGAAAAUCUGAUUUUCAUAAGUUGAUUCUAUUGAUUAAGAAUCAACUUAUGAAAAUCAAAAAUGGCUGAAACGAGAAUUGUGUCAAAAAAACUAAAGCAGAUAAAUCCAGUAAGAGAACAAUACAAUUGGCAUGGCAAUUCACCUUUUAGCCACCAGGAGGCAGUGUUUCUGAUAAAUUUGGCUCAGGGACAUAAAAUACCUAACAGAUUCAAGAUCACUCAUGCUCAAAUAGAUUUCUUGGUUAUUUUUUCUUUGUGGUAGUUAUCAGUGCUUAAAGGUGAACUAUGUAAGUUUUAUUAAUUAAUUAUUAUUUUUUUCCUUUUACAUAUUUUUAUGGUAUGAGACCAUUUUAUGGUAUGAGA